AUGGACGGUUUCCCAAUUUUGGAGCUGCCUUUGGAGUCCCCCAACCUUCAACAGCCGAAAGAUGGCUACGAUUUGGGGCGCCGAGCGUGGGCGGCGGAGGGUGGGACCACCAGCACCGCUGCUGCACUCAAGGAGGAGUUGGUAAAGCGUUGCGAUGCCUUCAAAGCAAAGCAGGAGGAGAUGUGGGACUUCAUGGAAGAACACCCGGAAGAGGAGAAAAAAUCCAAGAAAUCCAAGAAGGACAAGGCUUCGCUACUGGAGGCUGAGAGCUUCGCGGCCCAACGAGUGGAGUUGAGCGAUGACUUGCAGCAGCUGCGUGAGAAGUGUAUCGAAGCAAUUGAAGAGCUGGGGGAGAUGAACCCCACCGCGAGGCCUACCAGUGGCUGGAGGGGCUAUGGAGGAGAAACGCCAGGCAACUGUGUGUUGAACGGCACCUGGAAACUCCUCUUCACCGACGCAGCGGACGCCACCUUUCGCCGGGGCAAGCGUUUCUUGGCGCUGGGGAUGGUCAUAUUGCAGAUGGUUUAG
Molecule: messenger RNA, 528 nt
Organism: Cladocopium goreaui
Lineage: Eukaryota; Dinophyceae; Suessiales; Symbiodiniaceae
Source: the annotation of a GenBank genome assembly